This is a messenger RNA of Prunus avium (sweet cherry), 1883 nucleotides long. RefSeq names its product basic helix-loop-helix (bHLH) DNA-binding superfamily protein (gene FBH1). The record is from RefSeq and is a predicted model, not a curated record. Gene Ontology annotation, biological process: regulation of transcription by RNA polymerase II. Gene Ontology annotation, cellular component: nucleus. Lineage: Eukaryota; Viridiplantae; Streptophyta; Magnoliopsida; Rosales; Rosaceae. Gene Ontology annotation, molecular function: RNA polymerase II cis-regulatory region sequence-specific DNA binding; protein dimerization activity; DNA-binding transcription factor activity, RNA polymerase II-specific.
UCUCUCUCUCUUUCCUCUCACUUCUCUCUCUCCAAAAUUUUGCAGCUUGAACAGAAAAAGAAGAAGAAGAAGGAAAAAAAACUCAACAAAAAAAAACCUUGUCAGCAGACAGGGGAAUUCGACAAACGCUAGCACAACACGGGGUGUUAUAAAUUUUUGAAAAAAAAUUAUAAGUUAGUAUUUUUUAUUUUUAUUUGUCCCUCUGUCUCCGUCUCUUUCCUCUCACACCUCUCUUUGUCCAAAAUAUUGAAGCUUGCAAAAACUCUGAGCAGCAGCAGCAGAAGAAACAAAAACCCAAAAAGAAAAAAAAAGUUACUUGGUAGCUAGCACAAGUUAGGGUAUUAUAAUAUUAAAAGAGAAAUAUUAUACAUAUAUAUCUAUAUAUAUAGUGGUGAAUAGUUCGAGUUGAAAGCUAGCCAAAGCAGAUGCAACGGGCAGCUGGCGGAAGCAGCAGUGGCGGCGGAGAAGUGAGUCGGGGAGGCGGGCUCGGCCGGUUCUGCUCGGCGCCGGCGACAUGGUUAGAGGCACUGCUUGAGGAGGAAGAAGAAGACCCAUUGAAGCCCACCCAGUGCUUAACUGAGCUUCUUGCUGAAAACACAGGAGCCACAUCAGUAGGGUUUGGUUCUACGACGGUGGAUCCAGUGUCGUAUGAAGCUGCCGCCGCCGCUGGAUUUCUUAGCCGACAGAACAGCUCUCCGGCUGAGUUUCUGGGGAGUUCGACCGACGGGUCGGAAGGGUAUUUCUCGGGGUUUGGAAUUCCGGCGCACCUCGACUUUGCGUCCUUGUCCCCAAAUAGCUCUUCUCCUCCUGCUAAUAAGAGGGUUAGGGAGGUGAAAUUGGAGGAAAGUGGAUUGGAGGAUGCAGUGCCUUGCAGGGUUAGGGCCAAGCGUGGUUGUGCUACGCAUCCUAGGAGCAUUGCUGAAAGGGUCCGCAGGACUCGAAUCAGUGACCGCAUAAGGAAGCUUCAAGAACUUGUGCCCAACAUGGAUAAGCAAACUAAUACUGCCGAUAUGUUAGACGAGGCAGUGGAGUAUGUGAAGUUUCUUCAGAAGCAGAUUCAGGAACUUUCAGAGCAUCAGCGCAGAUGCAAAUGCAUAGCUAAAGAAUAACCAGAAGAGGUGUCAUUAAUUUCAGUUACCUUCUUGCAUAGUGAUAUUGAGUUUCGAUGUGUAUGUUGUCUUGGCAAUAGAGGAGGAUUUCAGGUGAGAGAUUAUCGACUUGCAUAUGCUUGAUGAUUGCUUUGAUUAGAAAUAUAAAAUUGUUUGGUGGUUUCCUCAAUUAUGCACCAGGUUUCUAUGUAGUAAAUGUUAGAGCUUAGGAAAUCAUAGCAAAAAAUCCUAUCCUCAAAUCCUUGCAUUUGCAACCUCUUAUGUGGAAUGUGGGAUCUCUAUUGGGUAAUGACGAGAGGCUGACACAUGAGGGACAGAGUGGUUGUUUUCUGCUUCCUAAUUGCAUUGUUUUUGGGGGAAUGUGGAAACUAACAAAAUUUUACAAAUAAUAAAUGAAAGAAUUCCAUUGUCUUUUUUCAAUGAAAAGUUCUACUGAAAUUAUCUCAAUUUUCUUUUGUUGUUGUGCCUUCUGUUGAACAUGUAUGCAUGAAUUGCACCUUUGUCCAGAAGCUUAAGAUUUUAAUAAACACAAGCUUAAAAUCUUAGAGGGCAUCGGUGUCAAUUCUCGGAUCAAAUCCUACACCAUACCUCAUAACGGAAAUUAAUAAGUAUUUGAGUUAGCCUGUUCAUCAUUCAAUCUCAAUUGCACUUAAUCGUGGGUUAUAGUUUGAGAGUUUAUCUGGUUUCUGUAGUUCCUAACCUCUUUAUUAUUGUGAUUUCGAUUUUAUCUGAUUCGAGAACUCCAUUUGCAAUUAAUUGUACAUUUUCGAAAUA